Molecule: messenger RNA, 1761 nt
Organism: Neurospora tetrasperma FGSC 2508
Lineage: Eukaryota; Fungi; Ascomycota; Sordariomycetes; Sordariales; Sordariaceae
Exons: 4
Coding region: 1-1761 (586 amino acids)
Biological process (GO): basic amino acid transport; transmembrane transport
Cellular component (GO): fungal-type vacuole membrane
Molecular function (GO): basic amino acid transmembrane transporter activity
Source: RefSeq, a predicted model, not a curated record
AUGAAGUACCAAACCAUCCAGGACCGUCAGGUCGUCAAACCCGACCGCCAUCUCCUCAACACCACCAUUUCACCUGGUGUAGUUCAUGACCCCGAGCAUGACGCCGCCGCCGCUACCGUCACUAACGAGUAUCAACCCCUCCUCACGCCUCUAGCCAGCUCCAGCUCUAAUUCUUCGGCGUCUCUACCCCCUGGCCACCUCUCCUCGGACGACAAUGCCUGGACCCCUCCCCCUCGCUUCGUCUUCAUCCAAAUUGCCCUCAUGUCCAAUGUCUUCCUCUACGGCUUCGAUGGCACCAUCACCGCCGCCGUCUACUCCAUCAUCUCCUCCGAAUUCGGCGCCGCCAACACCGCUUCGUGGCUGACCACAGCCUACCUGGUCACCAGCACCGCGUUCCAGCCGCUCUACGGGCGCGUGUCCGACAUCUUUGGGCGCCGCGUCUGUUUCUUUAUCAGUACUAUAACUUUUGCGCUGGGCUGUUUGUGGUGCGGGCUCGUCAAAUCUUCUAUCAAGAAGGGCAUGAUCUGGGUCAUCGUCGCCCGCGCCCUCACUGGCUUCGGCGGCGGCGGGCUAAUGACCAUGGCCACCGUCGUCAACUCGGAUAUGAUUCCCUUUCGCCGGCGGGGGAUGUACCAAGCGCUUCAGAACGGCAUGUUUGGGUUCGGCGCCAUAUGCGGCGCGAGCUUUGGGGGCAGCGUGGCGGAUGGGAUUGGUUGGCGUUGGUGUUUUUUGUUGCAGGUGCCCGUGUCGGCGUUUGCGCUGGCGGCUGGGUGGAUGGUCAUCAAGGAUCCCGUAAAUGGGGUCCUGGGAGAAGGGGAGCAGAGGACUUGGGGACUCAUUUGGAGGAAGGUGGACUUUACUGGGGCUUUCUUGUUGGUCACGGCCAUUUCGAUCCAGCUUGUCGGAUUGAGCCUGGGUGGCAAUAUGUUGCCUUGGAGUAGCCCGUGGGUUGUUGCGUCGUUGGUGAGCAGCACAGCGAUGUUGGUUUUGUUCUUGGUGGUGGAGGCGAGGACGACGGCGAUUCCGGUUAUUCCGUUGAGGUUGUUGAAGGGAAGUUUGCCGCUGCUAAUGCAGUUUGCGAAUGUGUGCGCUGGGUUGAGUGCUUAUGCGUACCUUUUCAAUCUUCCUCUGUUCUUCCAAGUCGUCCUCCUCGACUCCGCCACCACCGCCGGUGCCCGGCUCGCUAUCCCAUCGCUGGCCACGCCCAUUGGUGGCCUCAUUGCCGGCAUUGUCAUGUCUCGCUGGGGAAAGCUUAUCCCUCUUGUCCGCACUGGAACCUUCUUGAUGGUCUUGGGCAACGCCUUGGUUAUCUCUCUUGCCUUCGAGGACUCUGGCUGGAAAUAUCUUGUUUACAUUUUCCCCGCCAACCUCGGCCAGGGAAUUGUGUACCCGGGCAUCUUGUUUACCUCGCUGGCCACGUUCGAUCAUGCCGACCACGCCGUCACUGCCUCGACCGUUUACCUCAUUCGGUCUCUCGGCACCGUCUAUGGCGUCGCCAUCACCUCUGCCAUUGUGCAAACCACGCUCAGCGUCCGGCUUCCCGGCGCUUUGGGCGAGAUACCAGAUAAAUGGAGAGUCGUUGAUGAAAUCCGCCACUCAGUCUCGGUUAUCAAGAACCUUCCCCCAGAUAUUCAGCUCAAGGCUCGCGAGGUCUACUACGAAGGACUGCGGCUUUCGUUUGCCACGUCGACGGCUGUGGCUGCUGCAGCUGUCAGCGCGGCGCUGCUUGUGAGGGCACGGGGACUUCGUAGUACCACGUAG